GAAGAAGGGAAAAAGGUUGGGCCAAGUUGUCGAUUCAAACUUUGGAGUUGGCAAAGGAGAAAAAAUAGGAAUAGGGAAAUAGGGGGCAUUUGGCGGGCACUAUCAUUCAUUCAUUCAUUCAUGUUUCUUAAUCAUUAUUAUUACUUCUCCCCACACAAAUUUAAUACUACUUGUUCAUUGUCUACUCAACUGGGUAGCCACUGGAAUUGGAAUUUAAGUACUACUACUACUGAUUGAUUGAUUGAUUGAUGAUCUUACUCUAAAAUCCUGAAUUUUUACCAAUUCCAAUCCAACCCCACUUCUCAAAUUGGGUAGGAAAAAAAUUUGAGAUUGAAGGUUUCUUUUUUUUGCUUUUACCAAUUUUUCGUUCAGUGACAGCCAUGAAAUAUCGCAUAAAUUGGUCCCCAUUGCUUCGACAACUCAUUUUUGCCUCCUCCAUUUCCGCUCUAUUUUGAGCUCUAUCCAACAACUCUCAACUCCCCCAAAAAAAAAAAAAUUGCUUCUUUUUUUUCUCACCCGUUUUCUUUUUUUUGUUUUUCUGUUUUUCAGUUAUGUGCAAGAUAAAUUGCGUUUAUGAUGUUUAUCGAAGUGGGUUUUCCUUGAAAUUUCGUGGGGUUGGGUUAUAUUCGUGAUUAAGGAUGUGUUGGAAAUAAAAGGUGGGAUUUUGGUGGAAUUUUUCUGUGUCUCGUUGGGUGAUCUUAGUGGUAUAUGAAGCUGGAUACUUAGUUUUGUGAAGGAUCAAAUGAUGCAAGAAACAAGGAUGCAUUUUGCAAGGCUGGAUGAUUCUCCCAUGUUUCGGCAACAGCUCCAGAGUUUGGAAGACACUGCCGAUAUACUUAGGGAAAGAAGUAUAAAAUUCCAUAAAGGAUGUCGGAAGUAUGUCGAAGGUCUUGGAGAAGCAUACGAUAGGGACAUUUCUUUUGCAAGUGCUCUUGAAACAUUUGGUGGGGGUCACAAUGAUCCAAUAUCUAUUGCCUUUGGAGGUCCUGAUAUGGCCAAAUUUGCAAUUGCUCUAAGGGAAAUCGGAAUGUACAAGGAAGUUCUUCGGUCACAGGUGGAGCACAUACUAAAUGAUAGGUUGCUGCAUUUUGCAAAUGUUGAUCUUUUAGAUAUAAAGGAAGCUCGCAAGCGCUUUGAGAAGGCUAAUGUCGUAUAUGACCAGGCCCGUGAGAAGUACUUGUCACUGAGGAAAAACACUAGGAAUGAUGUAGCUGCUGCUUUUGAGGAGGAACUUUACAAUGCAAGAUCUGUGUUUGAGCAAGCACGAUUCAAUCUGGUUGGUGCUCUUUCUUCUGUUGAGGCAAAGAAGCGGUUUGAGUUUUUGGAGGCUGUAGGCAGUGCAAUGGAUGCUCAUCUUCAGUAUUUCAAACAGGGAUAUGAGCUUUUACAUCAGAUGGAGCCUUAUAUAAAGCAGGUUUUGGCUUAUGCACAACAUGCAAGAGAAAGUUCCAAUUAUGAGCAGGCUGCUCUGAAUGAAAGAAUGCAAGAAUACAAAAGGCAGAUUGAUCAAGAGAGCAGGAGAUCCUUUAAUGGAUUUAUUUGUUCUCCAAGUAACGAUUUACUACCCCAAUUUCCUAGAAAUUCUCAUAAAGUCAUAGAGGCCGUUAUGCAAUCGGCCGUGGAAGGAAAGGUGCAAAUCAUUAAGCAAGGAUAUCUCUCAAAACGUUCCUCUAAUUUGAGGGGUGACUGGAAGAGAAGAUUUUUUGUACUUGAUAGCCGAGGAAUGCUAUAUUAUUAUCGGAAGCAGCAACUGAGCAGGACAUCUGGAUCUGGUACUAACCUACCUGUACAUAGGAAUUCUCCAUCUGAGCCAGGUUCUGGACUCUUGAGUCGUUGGUUGUCAUCUCAUUAUCAUGGUGGUGUGCAUGAUGAAAAGUCUGUUGCUCGCCACACGGUGAAUCUGCUGACAUCAACAAUCAAAGCUGAUGCUGAACAGUCAGAUCUCAGAUUCUGCUUCAGGAUAAUUUCCCCAGCAAAAAAUUACACCCUGCAGGCAGAAAGUGCACCAGAACAAAUGGAUUGGAUAGAUAAAAUAACUGGAGUAAUUGCCUCUUUACUAAGUUCCCAGGAACCUGAUAGGCUUUUUGCCGCAAGCCCAGGUAGUGAAAGUAGUUCCAUUGGAAGUCCAACAGAAUAUGAUCAGAGACCGUUUGAAGAGCUUGUUUCUGAUAGGGAGUUGCCUUCUAGGAACUUUACACGUGCAUCUAAAAGUUCACUGCAGCUAUACUAUAGCAUGAAAGGAGAGAAACCAGUUGAUGCAUUAAAAAGAUUACCUGGGAAUGAUAAGUGUGCUGAUUGCGGUGCGGCUGAGCCAGACUGGGCUUCUUUAAAUCUUGGUGUUCUCAUUUGUAUUGAGUGUUCAGGCGUUCAUCGCAAUCUUGGUGUACAUAUAUCAAAGGUAAGAUCCCUUGCCCUUGAUGUAAAAGUUUGGGAACCUUCCGUCAUAGCUCUCUUUCAGGCCUUGGGCAAUGUCUUUGUAAAUUCAAUAUGGGAGGGGCUCUUGCAGGCGAGAAAAACAUUCCAGGCUGAUGAAAUACCAAGACGGAUAUUUGAGUCUGAUAAACACAAACAAUUCUUCAGCAAACCUAGUCGUGAUGAUCAUAUCUCGCUUAAGGAGAAGUUCAUUCAUGCAAAGUAUGCAGAAAAGCGUUUUGUUCAGAAAGUGAAGGAGGGACAGCAUCUUCUUUCAGUUACAGAACAAAUGUGGGAAAGUGUACGGAUAAAUGACAAGAAAUCAGUGUACCGCCUCCUUGUUGUCUGUGAAGGAGAUGUCAAUGCAAUCCCAGGGCAAGGCUCACCCGGUACACCCUUAACACUAGCCAGGGCUUUUAGGAUGCAGGGUCAUGUCAGUCCUAACAGAAGUGGUGACUCUGGGGAUGGUGAUUCUGUAAGAUCUGUAAACCAAGGUAGCACCAGUAAGAAUCAGCCUGUAGAUGAACUUGAUGGUUGUUCCUUGCUUCACCUGGCUUGCCAAACUGCUGACGUCGGUAUGGUAGAGCUGCUUUUACAACACGGAGCAAAUAUAAAUGUUUCUGAUUCAAGGGGUCGAACACCAUUGCAUCAUGCCAUAAUUAGAGGAAGAACUGCGAUUGCUAAGCUUCUGCUCAACAGGGGAGCUGAUCUGCAAGCUGCUGAUAAAGAGGGGAAAACGCCCCUUCAACUUGUUGAAGAAUCUGGCCUAGAUGACAUUGAAAUUAUUUCUAUCAUGAAGAAUGUCAGUAGAUAGCGCUAAACCACGAAUUUGUGGUAGACCACCAAGAGUUCAAAAUGGAGGGAGCGCAACCUCCUCUAUCCUAGGAUUUAAGUUGCCGGAUAUGGGUUGGCAGUUUAUUUCCAGAUAACCAUAUAGCUAUUUCUGGGCACGGAUAAUAAAGCAAUGCAUCGAAUUCUUGUUAUCCGGACUAAGUGAAAUGGUUAUUGCUGAAGACUUGGAAGUCUUCUGAAAAUGGAGGACGCCUGCAGCCUAGCUGGUUAACGCAUGUCUUCUCCCGAAAGACCUAUGAUGUCAACAACACAGUUUUGUUAGUAAAGAUGCACCUUUCUCGUCUCUAAGCCGUUUAUUGGUUCUUUUGCCUGGUAACUUUGGCAGGCAGGAGUGCCUUUUUGUUGUACAUAACUUUGAAGUACAUACAGAAAAGAUCAGUAAGGGGCCCCCCGUAUUGUGGAGUAGUUUCAUCAAGUGUUUGUUAGAUCCCUUUGAUUAGUGUAGCUGUUCUGAUUGGAUUGGACGGUGGAAACUCCAUUAUUCCUGUUAUGAAAAGUGCAGAGAGUUGUCUUCCUCCAUUUUGGUUGUGUAUGUUCCUGUUCUGUUAUAAUUACAAGAAGAAAACUCUUCCAAAAGCUUGAAUUUUUAUUUAUUUUAUUUAUUUUUACGUUUUUCCUGA
Molecule: messenger RNA, 3884 nt
Organism: Oldenlandia corymbosa var. corymbosa
Lineage: Eukaryota; Viridiplantae; Streptophyta; Magnoliopsida; Gentianales; Rubiaceae
Source: the annotation of a GenBank genome assembly